AUGCAAGAAUCAGAGUUCGAAACCAAUGGCUUGACCAUGAAGCUACUCGGACUGGCGCACUAUUGUGAAGGCAGAAGAGCCGCCGAGAUCCAGGCCGUCAUCGCCAGACUACCUGUCGCAGCUUACAACGAGCGCACCGCUGCGGAGAAUGAGAUCGCGCGUCUUCGUCGGGAGAAUGAAGAGCUCAAAUAUCGACUCUCCACCCGCGACAUUGGCACACCCAGCAGCGUGCAGCGUCGCCCUGCGCAGUUUUCACGCGCUCCGCGUCGUGGUAACACGCCUGUUGAUAGAACCAGCGGCCCUCACAUCAAGGAAGAAGAACGCCUCUCAAUCAGCUCAUCAAGUACCUCGACUAUGGCACGCAAUCCACGCCUGACGCCUCCAGCACAGCACCAACGCGACAUGGUCCCUGCCGAUGCUAAACGCCAGCGUACCGACUCUGCACUAUCGAGCAGACGUCCAGUCUGCACUGGCUGCUUCCAAGUCAACGGCCUCUGCGAUGCCAAGGUCGAGUGUGACGUGUGUCGCGCUCGAGGCUAUGGUUGUGAGUACCGGGAGUGCUGGGAUGGUCUCACGUGCAUCGACCUGGCCUGCACGAGGAUUCAUCCAGAUCAGUGGGAUCCUGUACGGGAGACCGGCCGGAAAGUCAAUCAAAGCAGGAAUGGUGUUGGGAGCUGGCGCUGA
Molecule: messenger RNA, 684 nt
Organism: Ramularia collo-cygni
Lineage: Eukaryota; Fungi; Ascomycota; Dothideomycetes; Mycosphaerellales; Mycosphaerellaceae
Exons: 2
Coding region: 1-684 (227 amino acids)
Source: RefSeq, a predicted model, not a curated record